AUGCAUUUAACUUAUAGUAAUUCAUCAAAAAGAAGGUUCGAUGACGAGGAAGUGACCAAUAAGAAAACAAGGCCCGAGAUACUGGACGAAGUGAAACUGAAAAUUACAACUUCUAAUGAAUGGCCAGUAUAUGCUCAUCCUCAAGGAGGCUCAAUAAAGCUUACUCCAUGGGGUACUCUUCGUACAUAUCUUAAAGAUGAUGGAGAAGAGGUUGUUAAGUUCGAAGAUACAUCAUUUAGUGAGUACUCAUAUAUCGAUGAUAACAAUGAUACUGAUACCCCACGUCCUCCUCCAACAGCCAAUCUUAAUGAUGGCGGAGCUGAUUCAGAUACAGCCAUGCCCUCUACUCCUCAAAGUUUAUAUGGUAACGCGAACAACAACAAUAAUAAUAUGUUACCUCUGACGAUGUACAGUUCAACCAGUGCUAACCAGGCAAUUAUACAGAACCAAUAUGGAACAUCCGGGUUCCGUUUGAGUCCUUCCGAAGAAGCAGAACUGUAUGUCAUAAAUGGCUAUAAUAGAAUGUCAACACCACCCAAUGGUACAGGAGAACUUGGAUAUUCCCAGGAACAGGAACAUUACUUGGGUAUAGUUCAACAUGAAGAGUUUGAUGAAAGAGAAAUGGAGAUGGAAUGA
This is a messenger RNA of Lizanozyma spartinae, 636 nucleotides long. RefSeq lists its product as uncharacterized. NCBI's taxonomy places the organism in Eukaryota, Fungi, Ascomycota, Pichiomycetes, Serinales, Debaryomycetaceae. The coding region runs from base 1 to 636 and encodes 211 amino acids. The transcript has a single exon. The record is from RefSeq and is a predicted model, not a curated record.